AUGGCCACUGCUGCUGCUGCUCCUGCUGUUGUUCCUCCCCCGGUGAUAAGCACUUCUUCCGAUAUGCCACAUCAUCAUCAUCAUCAACAUCAUCAGGCAGUCCCACUCUCAACAAAAAAAUCAUCGUCACCACUAUCACCCACAUCUCAAGACAAUGCAUCCUCCAAUAACAAGAUUGAUACUUUGCUUAAUGCUGAAGAUUCGAAGGAUGAUGACCAAUCGAACAAGCGUCAAAACUUACGUAUCAAGUCUCAUGAAGCUCCCAGUAAACCCAAGCGAAAGCGAAUCUCACAAGAACAAUUCCAACGAUUGUCUGAACUCUUUGAGCAGACCGACACACCCAAUUAUGAAUUGCGAGAAAAGUUGGCAGCCGAGCUCAACAUGACAAACCGAGAAGUUCAGGUGUGGUUCCAAAAUCGUCGUGCAAAAUAUAAUCGUGUUCGACAACAAGAACAACAACGUAACCAACAGCUCUUGAUUCAAAAGCAACAACAGCAACAACAACGAUGGCAUGAAGAAAUGAUGAUACAGCAACAUCACCAACCAACCACCACCACCACCAAUCCUGGUAGUAAUGGUGAUCGUUAUUACUUUUAUUAUGAUACACAACGUCGUUGGCCACCCGCUGUGGAUGAACUUGCACCACCACCACCUCCACCAUUACAACCAUCCAACAAUGGUUAUCAUCAACAUCCUCCAGUAUCAUCCUCUACUGCCGAUCCUUAUGAUUCCUACUCCAGCACAUCCUCUUCGUCCUCAUCCAAUGUCUCUACGCCUACAUCCCCAUAUCCAACUUUGUCACCCGACAUGGCACCGCUUGAAAUUCUUGCCAUGGCUGCUGAUUAUGUGCAACGCUGUGACCAAGAAUAUGAAGAACAACAGCAACAAGCAGCUAAAAGGCGGCGUGUUGUGAUCGAAGAGGACAAUACCCGUCGACAAAGCUGGCGACCUUGGCUAUAA
Molecule: messenger RNA, 960 nt
Organism: Lichtheimia ornata
Lineage: Eukaryota; Fungi; Mucoromycota; Mucoromycetes; Mucorales; Lichtheimiaceae
Exons: 3
Coding region: 1-960 (319 amino acids)
Biological process (GO): regulation of transcription by RNA polymerase II; cell differentiation
Molecular function (GO): DNA-binding transcription factor activity, RNA polymerase II-specific; RNA polymerase II cis-regulatory region sequence-specific DNA binding
Source: RefSeq, a predicted model, not a curated record